Molecule: messenger RNA, 949 nt
Organism: Spirodela intermedia
Lineage: Eukaryota; Viridiplantae; Streptophyta; Magnoliopsida; Alismatales; Araceae
Source: the annotation of a GenBank genome assembly
AUGGGCGCCGACGAGAAGGACAAGGAGAAGGUGAUCACCGCGGUGUACAGACUGCAAGUGCACUGUGGGGAGUGUGCGCGGGUCAUCAAGAAGGCUGCCGCCACCUGCGACGGUGAGCUUCCUCGUCAGAUGCCCCUCGAUUAAUUUCUCGCUGAACAGUCUGAUUCCCUUUCUGGGGCCUACGAUCUGAUUGCAGGGGUUCAGAAGGCCGAGGUGGACAUGGGAGGAAAAGCGACGGUGAAGGGAGUCUUCGACCCGGAGAAAAUCCGAAAGAGGUUGGAGAAGAAGAGUCGCAGGAAGGUUGAGCUGGUCUCUCCUCUCCCCAAGAAGGACAACCAGAAGAAAGAGGAUGUGAAGAAGAAGAAAGAGGUCCUCUCUCUCUCUCUCUCUCUCUCUAUCUAUCUAUCUAUCUAUUUAUCUAUCUAUCUCUUUCUCUCUCUCUCAUCCAUCGUCCCUCUCAACUGGUGCACCAAAACCUACCCGCCCGUCGUUCUCAAGCCGGAGGUGAAGAAGACCGUCUUGAAGGUUCAUAUCCACUGCAGCGGCUGCGAGGAGGAGCUGAAGAAGAAGCUCAAGGUCAUGGACGGUGAGAGAGAGAGAAAGAGAUGAGAGAGAGCGUCCGCAUUAGAGCUCCACAAUUAGGGUUUCUUCCCCCUUUGUCGCAGGUGUCCACACGGUGAAGACGGACAGGAAGGCCCAGACUUGCUCCGUGGAGGGUACGGUGGAGCCGGAGAAGUUGGUGAAGUUCCUGCGGAAGACGCUGAAGAAGCCCGCCGAGGUCGUCCCCCCAAAGGAAGAUAAGAAGAAGGAAGACAAAAAGGAAGACAAAAAGGAAGAGAAGGCUGCAUCGGCACACUAUGUCAACUGCAUAAGCCAUGGGAGCCCCUACUGCUCCAUCGGGAACGAUAUCUUCAGCGACGAGAACCCUAAUGCUUGCUGCGUGAUGUAG